This is a messenger RNA of Dreissena polymorpha, 1623 nucleotides long. Its product is annotated as voltage-dependent calcium channel gamma-5 subunit-like. Gene Ontology annotation, biological process: regulation of AMPA receptor activity; neurotransmitter receptor internalization; postsynaptic neurotransmitter receptor diffusion trapping. Gene Ontology annotation, molecular function: voltage-gated calcium channel activity; channel regulator activity. The coding region runs from base 68 to 631 and encodes 187 amino acids. Gene Ontology annotation, cellular component: postsynaptic density membrane; AMPA glutamate receptor complex. The record is from RefSeq and is a predicted model, not a curated record. The transcript has 4 exons. NCBI's taxonomy places the organism in Eukaryota, Metazoa, Mollusca, Bivalvia, Myida, Dreissenidae.
AGAUAGGGUUUGUAGGUCGUUCUGCAAGAUGUCACAGUCCUCUUUGGCUCUGACUUGGUGAUAGACAAUGCAGUCAUCAGCGAACAGCAUUGAAGAUGACUUCAGUCCGUCUGACGGCCGCCACUUCUGUACGUCGUACAGCUCCAUCAAGACGGAUGGCGAACGAGAUGAAGGCGCGCAAACCUCGUACGCCAUUCUGAGGGCCACGCGGAUGGCUGCCAUGUUUCCCGUGGUCUCCCUGGUGAUGAUCACAGUGGCUGUCAUACUGGGUAUCCUUGGUAACAUCCGACAGGACAUGAAGACCCUCUUUGCGGCUGUGAUAUUCGUACUCGCAGGCCUGAUGCUGGCUGUCGGCAUCAUCUUCUACAUCUCGGCCAUCAAUGACGAGGUUGGAUACCGCACCAAGGGCAAGGAAGGCAAAAAGUUCGAGUACGAGUACGGCUGGUCCUUCUUCUUCGCCGGUAUAGCGUUCAUGAUCGCCGAGGCGACGGCGGUGGUAUUCGUGACACAAUUCAUGCAGCGGCACGCGAGCAGGGACGACAUGGUACGCAUCAUACCCGGCCUCGAGGACAAGCUGGAUGUGGAGAAAGAUACGUUGAGCGGAACAACGAACCCGACAAUAAUACUGUAAGGGCGAGGUGACGAUGGAGUCAGCUGUGGGUAAACAACGAACACGGACAUUUUACUGUUUAAAAGGAUGAGAUGAGAUAGUGUUCAAUAAUUAACGAUGAAAAACGUUCACGAAUAUGUACAUGUCACUGCAUGCACAAGCCUAUUAAAAAACUUAUAAAGCAUUUGGUACCCACCAUGUACUAAAAAAUCUUUAUGUGUUCUCAGCUAUAUAAUGGAUACCUAAGCCGCCUUUGAGAGUUUCGGCAUUAGCACAUGUAUUUUAAAGUGUAAGAAUAGGUUCGUCGAUGAGUCUACGAAGACAAAAUGAUUGAUAAUUGUACAUGCAUGUUGGAUUUAUUUAUAUUAAUUAUCGUACCGGUGUGCUGGAAUACAUGUAUUGAACACAUGAUUAGUUAAGCCGUCUAUUUCAAUAACAGUGUAUUGAAUGUCUACAUACCCCAUGUGUUAGCGUACUUGCACAUUUUAACUGGAACAUGCGCGUGUGUGCUUGUUUACACAUUUGCACGAUUACAAUAAUAAUUAUUACUAUUAUAUUUAUACAUUUAUCGGAGUAUACAAAUAGUUUAUAAUAUAUGUAUAUUAGCAAGUUUAUUAAACAAUACAUCCAGAGGCCAAAAGCCCAAGUGGAUAUUGUAUUAUUAAACAAAGUAGUAAUACACUUUAAUGCAACAAUACAUACAUGUAUUAUUAAAUACUAGGUUUUCAUAUUUACAACUAUCGAUAGUAUAUAUGCAAUUUGAUAUGUGUAAUAACUUCAAAUUAUAAUGGAGCUUAUUAAGUGCAACCAUAUAUCAAAUGUAGUAUAAUGUACAUAUGCUAGGUCUAUAUAAAUUUUGUGGAAAGAAUUAUAUUUAUUUUAACAUAUCAGAAUGUGUUUUGAAUAUGACUUUUGUUUUGUCCAUGUAACGGGAGUUUUAACAUAUUAAUGUGUUUAACUGAGACUACUUAGCAAUCGUUACAUUUUCUUUUGUUUCCAAUACACGAGAGCUG